This is a messenger RNA of Tricharina praecox, 1977 nucleotides long. RefSeq lists its product as uncharacterized. The record is from RefSeq and is a predicted model, not a curated record. Gene Ontology annotation, biological process: phosphatidylinositol metabolic process. NCBI's taxonomy places the organism in Eukaryota, Fungi, Ascomycota, Pezizomycetes, Pezizales, Pyronemataceae. Gene Ontology annotation, molecular function: phosphatidylinositol kinase activity. The annotation marks the transcript as partial. The transcript has 4 exons.
AGCAUCGUGAAACCCUCGUCGAUUCCAGUGUCCGUUACAUCGACGAAACCCGCCGAACAUACUCCUAUACCUACAUUGUCCUCAUCCUCGCCGCGUCUAUCGCCCCGUAUGGCACCUCAAACAACAACAGGGGCUGGGCCCGGUUCGCAGCUUCUACCACCACCAAAUCUAUCACCACCACAACCGGGGUCUCUGCGACAACGGCAUACACUGCAGGUUCCAAAGGGGUCACAAGGAAGUAGAACUUCAACGGCGACAAGUGGUUCCGAAGUGGUCGCGAGUGGUCGGUUCUCACCGACGUCGUCGUCGACGACGCCACGGCGCCACUCCAUAUCUAUGGGCCGACGGCCGACGCGUUCGAUACAUUCAGAUAACCACAUGGAAGAAGUGCCUCCGGAUGAGGAUGCUGCGAGGUGGACGGAGGCUAUCAAGGCGAAGAGGGCGGUUAAGAAACGGAAGGAAGAGGAGAUUGAUGACGAUAAGGUGGUGGUGGGCACCAAAGUCGAUCACAACCACGCCAACUGGGUCACCGCCUACAACAUGCUUACUGGAAUUCGCUUCUGUGUGUCCCGGAUCAAUGCAAAGAUGGAUCGGCCCUUGACGGAUGCCGACUUUGAUGCGAAGCACAAGUUUUCGUUUGACAUUACCGGCAAUGAGCUCACACCUUCGGCAAAAUACGAUUUCAAGUUUAAGGACUAUUCGCCCUGGGUGUUUCGACAUUUGCGGACAAAGUUCGGAUUGGAUCCGGCCGACUACCUGAUGUCGUUGACGAGCAAGUACAUCUUGUCGGAGCUGGGGUCGCCUGGAAAGAGUGGCAGUUUCUUCUAUUUUUCGAGGGACUACAAGUACAUCAUCAAGACCAUUCACCAUGGCGAGCACCGUUUUCUGAGGCACAUAUUGCGAGAUUACUACAAGCACAUUGAGGACAACCCCAACACACUGAUCUCGCAGUUCUAUGGCCUCCACCGCGUCAAGACCCCGUUCGGCAGGAAGAUUCACUUUGUGGUCAUGAACAACCUGUUCCCACCGCACCGCGAUAUCCACCAGACUUUCGAUCUAAAGGGGUCAACUAUCGGUCGCGAUUACAAGGAAGACAACCUCAGCGAGAACCCGCGGGCCACACUGAAGGAUCUGAACUGGCUGCGGAGGGAUAUGCACCUUCACUUUGGCCCACACAAGAAGAAUCUGUUCAUACAACAGGUGGAACGGGAUGUGGCUCUGCUCCAGAGGCUGGAGAUUAUGGAUUACUCGCUGCUGUUGGGAAUUCACGAUCUGACACGAGGGAAUCGCGACGACAUUCGGAAUAGUGCGCUGAAAGUGUUCCAACCUGGGGGUACCGAAAGCGACGACAUACACGGCCAUGCGCUGCAGCGGACGCCGAGUAAGAUGGAGAAGGCACGGCAAGCGAGGGAGCUGAGGCGGGUCAUCAACAACGAGGUUCCGAUAUCAUUGGAUCGUAGUGUUGCGAACAGAUUACCGGAAGAGUUCUUAGAACAAAAGAAUACCAUCUUCUACGGUGACGAUGGGGGGUUCCGGGCUACUCAUGAGACCGAUGAGCCUGGCGAAGUGAUCUAUUAUCUAGGGAUAAUAGAUUGCUUGACUCACUACGGCUUCAUCAAACGUCUGGAACAUUUCUGGCGAGGUCUCUCGCAUCCUAAAGACCAGGUGUCCGCGAUCCCACCGCACGGUUACGGCGAACGGUUCCGCACCUUCAUCACGAGCAUCGUCAAAUCGCCCGAAGAAGCGGCAAGGGACAAGGAGACACGAAACCAAGGCACAGGAGUGUCUGACGCGGCCGUAGCCGGCGAGGCCGAGCGGACCGAUCGAACAGCCCGAGGCGAAGAUCAACUUCCCAACCGAACCAUCGCCGCCGUACGAUCUCCCAGCGCCGAGCGCACCGGUGGUGCCACAGGAACUAUCCUGCCCGUCGUCGAGGAGGCGGGCGAGGGCAGUAGUCGCAACGGUAGUGCCCGCAGC